UUUCUUCCCCCCCUCCAAUAUACUCUUUGCACAAAAAUGCUGUCGCUGAUUCGCGCUGCUGCUGCGACUGUGAGCGUUGCUGGCCGUCAAACGACGACGCGACUUGCCUUCGCCGCCGUCUCUGCCUCUUCUGCUGCGGCCGCCGUCCCGACGCGCGCCUACCAUGCACGCAAGGGCUGCUACGGCUUCCGAGUGCCCCCUAAGGCGACCCCCGAGGAAGAGGACGCCGCGGUGGUUGAAAACCGAAUUGACAAUCCCAACCUGCUCCGAUUGGUCUCUGCUUAUCGCGCUCAUGGCCACAAGGUUGCCACUGUCGACCCGCUUGGCGCCAUGGCACACUCUGCCCCCGAGCUCAACCCGUCCGUCUAUGGCUUUGACGUUGCGUCAACCGAGUCCAUGAAGCUGCUGGGCGUCGUUGAUUUCCGCGACGAGAGCGCCAGCAUUGCCGAGGUCGAGAAGCACUUGCGAUCCAUCUACUGCGGACACAUUGCCUUUGAGUUUGAGCAUCUUCCGGAGGCUGUCGAGCGCCGCUGGUUUGCCGAACAAAUCGAAAAGCGUCGCUGGUCUGGAUUGUCCGACGAGCGUCGCGUCGAGAUUUCCAAGCUGCUGAGCAACUCGGAGGUGUUUGACAACUUUAUGCAAAAGCGCUUUGUUCAGGUCAAGCGUUAUGGUGGCGAGGGUGCCGAGGCCAUGAUGGCUGGCGUCGACGAAAUUCUUCGUGCUGCCGCCGAGUUCAACAUUCGCGAUGUCGUCCUGUGCAUGCCGCACCGUGGUCGCUUGAAUCUGCUGACCGACAGCCUGCAGCUCCCUCCCGCCGUCUUGUUCGCAAAGGUCAAGGGCAUUCCCGAGUACCCCGCCGAGUUCAAGGAGGUCUGCUCUGGCGAUGUUCUCUCGCACAUUCACACCUCGGUGGAUCUUCAACUCCCCGGCGCCAAGAACCCGCUGCACGUCAGCAUGCUGCCCAACCCGUCGCACCUCGAGGCGGUCAACCCGGUCGCUCUCGGCAAGACCCGCGCUCGCCAGCUCUCCCUUCAGGACGGCGACUACAAGAACGAUCCCGAGUGCAAGCUUGGCGACAAGGUCAUGUGUCUGCAGCUGCACGGCGAUGCCGCCUUCGCUGCCCAGGGCGUCGUGACCGAAUCGCUUGGCAUGGCCAACCUGCCCCACUACUCGGUUGGCGGCACCGUGCACAUGAUCGUCAACAACCAGCUCGGCUUCACCACGCCCUCCGAUCGCGCCCGUUCGUCUCGCUACUGCUCGGACGUCGGCAAGAUGAUUGACUGCCCCGUCAUUCAUGUGAACGGCGACCACCCCGAGGAGGUUGUCCGUGCUGCACGCCUCGCCAUGGAGUACCGCAUGAAGUUCCGCAAGGACAUUCUCAUUGAUCUCAUCUGCUACCGCCGUAUGGGCCACAACGAGCUCGACGACCCUUCGAUGACUCAGCCCGUCAUGUACAAGAACAUUCGCACCCACAAGUCCGUGCCCAAGAUGUACGAGGAGCAACUUAUUGCCGAGAAUCUUCUGACUCGCGAGGCUGCAGACAAUGUCCGCACUGAGCGAUGGAACUUUUUGGAUUCCGAGUCCACUCGUGUUGAGACCUUUGUGCCCGAGAACAACCAUUUCCAAGGCAAGUGGAAAAAGAUGGGUCCUGCCCCCGCCGCCAUGAACACUUACAACACUGGCGUUGACCUGGCUGCCCUCAAGGAGAUUGGCCUUCGUUCGGUCGCCUACCCUCCUACUCUUAACAUUCACCCCCGUUUGAAGAAGGCGCACGUUGAAGCUCGUAUCAAGCGCAUUGAGGCUGGCACUGGCAUCGACUGGGCGACUGCUGAGGCUCUUGCUUUUGGCUCCCUCAUGCUGCAAAAGUAUAACGUCCGUAUUUCUGGCCAGGAUGUCGGUCGUGGCACCUUCAGCCAGCGCCAUGCAAUGCUCAUCGACCAAAACGAUGACUCCGCACACAUCCCCUUGAACGAUCUUGGCAAGCCACAAGCCUUCAUCGAGCUUUGCAAUAGCGAUCUCUCCGAGUUUGGCGUUCUUGGCUUUGAAUAUGGUGUCAGCAUUGACAGCCCCCAGACGCUGACUCUGUGGGAGGCUCAGUUCGGCGACUUUUUCAACGGCGCUCAAAUCAUUAUCGACACGUUCAUCAACUCUGGCGAAGCCAAGUGGCUCAAGCAGUCGGGCCUCGUGAUGCUCUUGCCGCACGGUUACGAUGGUGCUGGUCCCGAGCACUCUUCCUGCCGCAUGGAGCGCUUCCUUCAGCUGACCGACAGUGACAUGUAUGUUCGCGACACUGAGCGCGUCAACAUGGGUGUUGUCAACCCGACCACCCCUGCCCAGUAUUUCCAUCUGCUCCGCCGUCAAAUGGUCCGUCCCUACCGCAAGCCCCUGAUUGUCGUCGGCCCCAAGACGCUUCUCCGUCUUCCUGCUGCUGUCUCCGACCUCAACGAGAUGGCCUCCAACACCUCCUUCCAACCCGUUCUCGGCGAGUCGCACAUUGAGCCAAGCGGCGUCAAGCGUGUUAUUGUCUGCUCGGGCAAGCUCUACUACGAUCUUGCCAAGCAACGCGACGAUUCCAAGCGCACCGACGUUGUUAUUAUCCGCCUUGAGGAGCUUUGCCCCUUCCCUGCUGCCGCCAUCGAGUCCGAGCUCGCCAAGUUCACCAACGCCAGCGAGUUUGUCUGGGUUCAAGAGGAACAGCAGAACAUGGGCGCAUGGGCGUUCGUUGCCCCUCGCUUCGAGGCGCAGGUCGGCCGCAAGCUCAAGUAUAUUGGCCGUGGCCCGCUUGCAGCGCCCGCUGUCGGUGUUUCCAAGAUUCACAAGGCCGAAGUCGAAAAGCUGAUGCAAGAUGCUUUCACUGCUUAAUCGUGUUUACCAAGUCCCCCCAACUCGACGUGUCGUUUUGAUUAUUAAACCGAUUGAACCAA
Messenger RNA from Capsaspora owczarzaki ATCC 30864, 2924 nucleotides. Its product is annotated as dehydrogenase E1 and transketolase domain-containing protein. Gene Ontology annotation, molecular function: thiamine pyrophosphate binding; oxoglutarate dehydrogenase (succinyl-transferring) activity. Lineage: Eukaryota; Filasterea; Ministeriida; Capsasporidae. Gene Ontology annotation, biological process: tricarboxylic acid cycle. The record is from RefSeq and is a predicted model, not a curated record. The coding region runs from base 37 to 2862 and encodes 941 amino acids. The transcript is spliced from 15 exons.